This is a messenger RNA of Phytophthora infestans T30-4, 2550 nucleotides long. RefSeq lists its product as uncharacterized. The record is from RefSeq and is a predicted model, not a curated record. The transcript has 2 exons. Gene Ontology annotation, cellular component: cytosol; nucleus; perinuclear region of cytoplasm. Gene Ontology annotation, biological process: nucleocytoplasmic transport; activation of GTPase activity. Gene Ontology annotation, molecular function: GTPase activator activity; small GTPase binding. Lineage: Eukaryota; Oomycota; Peronosporomycetes; Peronosporales; Peronosporaceae. The coding region runs from base 1 to 2550 and encodes 849 amino acids.
AUGCUGUUGAGUAUGCAGAAAAAGAAACAUCCUAAGCGUCAUCUUGCGCUUCAACUUCAACAAUUCGGACUGGGGGAUGCCAAAAUUAUCGCUUUGUCGAAAUCUCUUCAUGGAUUCCAAGCCAUUCAAGUUCUAGAUCUCAGUGACAAUCGUCUCACUGACGUCGCAAUUAUUCCAUUGUUACAAUCACUUGAAUGUAUCCUCACGGUACUAAAUCUCAGCAAAAACGAGAUUGGUCGCAAAGGUUGUGAGCAAGUUGCACGCUUUCUGGCAGUCUGUAAGACGCUGACGUACUUGGACUUAUCGCACACAACGUUAGGUGGAGAUGACGAAGCGUUCGCGCCAGUAGCAGUUGCAAUUGAGGCUCAUCCGUGUUUAAAACGAGUGAAUCUUUCGCAUAAUUCGAUCGGAGAACGAGGUGGAACUCUGCUUGGCACCAUGUUGACUAAUCCUGCGUGUACUGUACGAGCUCUGGAUGUGUCGUGGAAUAAUAUCCGUCGAAGUGGAGCAGUGGCUUUAGGUAUUGCAAUGCGUUCGAAUACCUCAUUACAGACACUGUAUAUGAGUAUGAAUCGAUGUGGAGAUGGCGGUGGAGAGCAGUUAGCAGCAGCGUUAGCGUCUAACACAACUCUAACCGAACUGGAUCUAUCGCACAACGCUCUAACCGGUGCAAGUGCAGUAGCUUUCGGCUUCUUUUUACGUCAAAACCACUCACUUCGAACAUUGGACAUGCGAGAUAAUAGUCUUGGAGAAGUCGGGGCACGUGCACUGCUGAGAGCUAUCGCGUUAGGCUCAAGAUGUGAGAUUAACUUGUCUGUCCACGACCUUGAAUCUUCCGCUACAGGGUCCACAUCUAGCUCGCCGAUUUUUGACGCUAAUCUACCGUCUGCUUCGUCUCCAUUUGAGCUUAAAAUCGGGGAAUCGCCCUAUGCGUUCGCCGUCGCGAGUGAAGUAAUCGACGCUGCGUUAAUCCAAGGACACUGUAUGCUCUCCGAUCUAAGCCACGAGGACGAUGAUAUACCUCGAUCUAAAGCUAAAUCGGCCAAGAAGAGGUCCUUAUUAGGGUUCGAUCAGGACCGACGUUGCCUCUAUAGCGUUCAAGACGCCGAUAAAACUCCAUGGACGCUGCCAGCACGAGGCGUCUUACGAGCUGUGGCUACAUUUAUGGCCCCUCCACUGCCUAGAGGCCCCGUGUCAUGGCUGGAUGAACAAUCAUGCUUGGGUCUAAUUCACAUUGUAAAACGCGGCUUCUCAUCGCGAGAUAUGAUGAGUCUUCUGGAUUUGGUGUUAUCGGAUUUGCAGCUUACAACCACACAAGCAACGUUUUUUGUGAGUCACUUGCAAUCGUCGUUGCCAAAGAUGGAGCUUCUAGGCAGACUCUGGCCGUGUCUAAUUGACGGAGAAAAGGCGUUUACUUUUCUACAAGAACAUUUGACUCAGCCAGAGCAGUGGCGACUUAUCGAUCGCUUCGGUCCAGUGCUGAUGCAGUUCUCGACAGCUAAUCCCACGGGCCAUUGGACGUUGACACUAAGAGAUGCUAGACACAGGAAACUUGCACUCUGGUUUGCCUCUUUAAACGCAUACCACACUGGUGUAGUGACUCGCUCCCACUCUAAACGUUCCGACUGCAGUCAGUACGGACGUGGCUUCCACUGGCGCAACGUAGUCUUCAACCAGAAGCGUAUUCAGUUAACCUACUCGUUCUUUGAUCGCUUACCACGUGACGGAGUACUGGAGUUCGAUUACGUGUCUCCAUUACGACCAGAAGACAGAGAUCUGGAAGACACUAAUCUAGAAUUUCCAGAAGGUACAGAACUGGAUCAAACCACUCUUCAAGACGCUAUGACGGACGAGGAGUUGACAACUUUAUUAGCUCAAGUAGGAGCUGAAGUGUGCGCUGUCUACGUCCCCGUCCACAAGCGGCAGAAUCUCAAGUAUCACUUAGUACUAUUUCACCUUGCUAUUGCUGGUCGACGAGUGAUGACGAGACAAGCACAUUAUGUACUACAACACUUUCCCAAGAAUUACGAAUCUGGACGUUUACGUGCAUUAGUGGUCAUGCAUCACGCUAUUGUGGACUUGGAAUCUUUCGGGGAGUUAUUGGAUCGUCUGGCGCUCACAGACCGUCCACGUGUGUAUAUGAAUCUGGGCUAUCUUAACACAAUAAUGCCUUUGAAUAUUGAUAUGGAUUUUGAAGUGGAUUUCACUCGUGAAGACGAGAAAACGCUACUACGAGCACUCGUGGAUUUAUCGAUCUCGUGUCCAAUGGACAUGAUCCGUAUCGAUAGUACCCGGUCCACUGUCCUCAUCAUCUACUCCAUGUAUCAAACUAAUACUAUCCCCGCUUCGGGGCGUAUAUGCUUCCGCUACGUCACACAUCAAACCACGAAUCGUCUCGAAUGGCUACGUGCUCGCCAGCAAAUCUAUCGUCAUUUCCUCUGUGGCGAUCGUCUGAAAAACCUAAGCGAGGUAGCAGCUCUAGCUCUAGCAGAUUGUAGUAAUGAUACUACAGGUCCGACGGAUAGUAACACAACAACUACUACAGUGUAG